Messenger RNA from Dermatophagoides pteronyssinus (European house dust mite), 889 nucleotides. RefSeq lists its product as uncharacterized. The record is from RefSeq and is a predicted model, not a curated record. NCBI's taxonomy places the organism in Eukaryota, Metazoa, Arthropoda, Arachnida, Sarcoptiformes, Pyroglyphidae.
UUGAUAUGAGAUGAAUUUCUUAUUAAUAAUGUGUAUUUUACAAUUUUCAUCGACAAAAAUAUUAGCGGAAAAAAUUUUAUUUAAUGGAAAAUCUUAUAAAAGUACGGAAAUUCGCCAAAUACGAUUCCCAUAUAAACCGGUAUAUGGUUUACCUGAACAUUUCAAUUGUACAAUGAUAACAAAAGAAGAAUUUGAACAAUGUGAAAUCGAAGCAUUGAAAGCAUGGACAAUUACAAUUAGAAAUUAUUUUUAUCAAUCAAAGUAUUUUUGUUGCUUUGUAUGGUGUGCUUUGGAUUGUGAAAUCGAACUAAUGAAUAAAUGUAAUGAAACACAUUCUAAAUAUAUGAAAGAUAGUACUACCGAAUGGUUUAAAAAAGCAUGUCACUUUUUUGACAAAACAAGUGCAUUUUGUAAAAUAAAGCCUGAUUUUGAAACAUUCUUUUAUGAUAACUAUGUAAUCUUCAUUAUUCUCCUGAUAAUAGUUGGGCUAUGUACAUUAAAUAGAGAAUAUCAUGGUAUCACACGAAGUGAUGUAUUGAAAUCAAUUGAAAAUUUUAUCCAAGGUGAUGAAUUGACUGAAAAAUAUAACUUGGAUACAAGUACAAAACCUCAAUAUGGGUUAUACUCCCAAAAACCUUGUGCAAGUCAUACUCCACUACCAUUAGGUGCUAUUAAUCAAAAUGAAAAGAUAUCUAAUUUUAUUGAUCCGGAUAAAUUUUCAGGGAAGUUUAUUGAAAAUUUUUUACAUUCAAUUAAAGAGUUUUCAUUAGAACAAUUUUUGUCUUUACCAACCAAAUCUACCGAACGAAUGCCAGAAUUUUCAUUAUCAACUUUAAAAAAAUACUAGUUCUAGAGGUUCAUUUUAAAUGAAUUAUUAUUAUUAUUUUUU